AUGAACUUUGAUGAAAUUAUCCGUCUUAUUGGAGGCUUUGGGAAGUUCCAGAAGAUCUUGUAUGUAUGGAUCUGUCUACCUCAGAUCUUUCUGGCUUUCCACAUGCUGGUCUCUGUCUUCACUGGGGCUGUUCCUCCGCAUUUGUGUCGCUCCUCGUGGCCCACGGCGGGCGCUCCGGCCUCUUCAGAUUUCAACAUCAGCCAUCUGUCCGUCCUCGAGGGCCGGCCUGAGCUGUCCUGCACGGUUCCCUUGAACCACAGCGGGGCUGUAGCUCAUGGCGAUGGACACCCUGCUGGGAGAUGCCAGAGAGGCUGGGAGUACAGCACAGAGACCUUCCAAAGCACCACAGUUACAGAGUGGGACCUGGUUUGUGACAGUGCCAACCUGAACAUCAUGGGCUCCUCCAUAUACAUGUUGGGCCUCCUAGUUGGAGCUGUUUUGUUUGGAAGCUUGGCUGAUAAGUAUGGUCGCAGGAUCAUCAUUCUUGUUAACCUGGCUAUCCAGGCCGUCUUUGGGGUCGGUGCUGCCUUCGCCCCUAAUUUCUAUGUCUACGUCGCCCUUCGCUUUAUGGUUGGAACAUCUGUCUCUGGUGUCAUCAUGAAUGCCUUUGUCCUAGGGACAGAAUGGACAGGCUCUAAGCAGCGGAUGUUGGCUGGUAUAAUCACUGACUACUCCUUUGGCGUCGGCUACAUUUCGCUGGCUGGUAUUGCGUACCUCAUAAGAGACUGGCGUAAACUGCAGCUAGCAAUCUCCGCACCUGGUUUUCUCUUCAUCUUUUACAUUUGGGUGUUGCCAAAGUCAGCCCGCUGGUUAAUGGCCAAUGACAAAAAAGAGGAAGCAUGGGAACUGAUCCAAAAAGCAGCGCAGAUGAACGGGAAGCCCCUCACCAAAGAUUUGGAGAUGUGUCAGGUCUAUGAAAUUAAAGAGAAAACUGAGGGGAAGAAAAAUCACUCCUUCAUAGACCUCGUUCGAACCCCAAAAAUGAGGAAGCAGUCUUUGAUAGUGUUUUAUCUCUGGUUCGCCAACGUGCUCGUUUACUACGGCCUGUCUCUCAACAUUUCUGACUUUGGAAUGAAUAUCUAUCUGACGCAGAUGAUCUUUGGCCUGGUAGAGAUGCCUGCGCGCACCAUCAUCCUGUUCACCCUCAACCGCUCCCGCAAGUUCACCCAGAUAACGUUCCUGGCAGUAGGUGGCACGGCCUGCCUGCUGACCAUCUUCAUCCCCAGUGAGCUGUCCGUCAUUAAAACCGUGCUGGCCAUGAUUGGGAAGUUCGGGAUCACAGCCUCUCUUUCUGUUAUUUACGUCUACUCAGCCGAGGUGUUCCCUACUGUUAUCAGACAGAGUGGGAUCGGUAUGGGCUCCAUGUGUGCUCGCCUUGGAGGAGUCCUGGCUCCCAUGAUAUACCUUCUCAGGACGAUCAGUCCGCAGGCUCCCAUGGUGCUGUGUGGCCUCUGCCCUCUGCUUGGCUCCGCCCUCACCCUGCUGCUUCCCGAGACAGCCAACAAACCCCUGCCGGACACCGUCGAAGACGUAGAGGGAUCCAACCUCAGGUUUGACAACGCCACGUUUAGACCGUUGUUUCUAGUCUCGCAGCUCUGCUUAAACUGUCUGUAGCAGGCAGCAUUUAAAUAUCCCAAGGUUUGAGAUAUGCAGUAUGUACUAAUGGAUCUGUAUCACCUAAUGGCACCGUGGCUACGUCUGGGGCUUAGCACCGCCCAAGACGAUUGUGAUUGGUUUAAAGAAAUGCCGAUAAACCAGAGCAUGUUUUUCUCCCAUCCCAGAAUGCUGUGUGGACUAGCCAAACCCUCCACCGCAAUGCUGUGGAGGAAGGUCUGUCCAUGCGAGACUCGCGUUGGCGUCGAGGCUGAGUUAUUUCACCUGUUUAAAAGAAGUGGAAUUUGAAGACUCAGUGCCAGACUGUUUUGUUGUUCUACAGCUGUACUCAAGCUCCCAGCUGAUUGUACAUAAUUUGUUUC
This is a messenger RNA of Etheostoma spectabile (orangethroat darter), 1976 nucleotides long. Its product is annotated as solute carrier family 22 member 6. Gene Ontology annotation, cellular component: membrane. Lineage: Eukaryota; Metazoa; Chordata; Actinopteri; Perciformes; Percidae. Gene Ontology annotation, biological process: transmembrane transport. Bases 1 to 1614 code for a protein of 537 amino acids. The record is from RefSeq and is a predicted model, not a curated record. The transcript is spliced from 9 exons. Gene Ontology annotation, molecular function: transmembrane transporter activity.